This is a messenger RNA of Vigna umbellata (rice bean), 3635 nucleotides long. RefSeq lists its product as uncharacterized. The record is from RefSeq and is a predicted model, not a curated record. Gene Ontology annotation, molecular function: receptor serine/threonine kinase binding; ATP binding; protein kinase activity. Gene Ontology annotation, biological process: protein phosphorylation. Lineage: Eukaryota; Viridiplantae; Streptophyta; Magnoliopsida; Fabales; Fabaceae.
AGCAGCAGCAGCUCCGUUAAUUAUAUUUUGAAAAAGGUAAAAAGAGUUGAAUCAGAAUUCAUAUGUUGAGAAAAUUCCCUCUCCUUUAAGAUAAGAGUUUGAGUUUGGGGAUAUCACUCUUUCUCUUUCUAGCUUCUACACUUUUUCGCUUCUCUUCUCUUCUCUUCCAUACCCCAAUGCGUGUUCUCUUUCUAUUUCUGUUUUUCCAUCUUCAUCAAACCCUUUCGCUGCCAUUCUCAGAGUACAAUGCCCUUCGCUCUAUUCGUUCAGCCAUCACCGAUGCCACUCCACCAGUUCUCUCUUCCUGGAAUGCCUCCACCUCUUACUGUUCCUGGCUCGGCGUCACAUGCGAUUCGCACCGCCACGUCGUCGCUCUCAACCUCACCGGACUCCACCUCUCCGGGACUCUCUCCGCCGACAUAGCUCACCUCCCAUUCCUCUCCAAUCUCUCGCUCGCCGAAAAUAAGUUCUCCGGCCCCAUCCCUCCGGCUCUCUCCUCCCUCUCUGCCCUCCGCCUCCUCAACCUCUCCAACAAUGGCUUUAACCAAACUUUUCCCUCGGAGCUCUCGCGCCUCCAGACCCUCGAGGUCCUCGACCUCUACAACAACAACAUGACCGGCGCACUCCCUCUGGCCGUCGCGCAGAUGCUUAACCUCCGCCACUUGCAUCUCGGCGGGAACUUCUUCUCCGGCCGGAUCCCUCCGGAGUACGGACAGUGGCCGCUCCUCGAGUACCUUGCUGUCUCCGGCAACGAGCUCGGCGGGAAAAUACCGCCGGAGAUCGGGAACCUGACCAGCCUUCGGGAGCUCUACCUCGGCUACUACAACACCUACGUGGACAGCAUUCCGCCGGAGAUCGGGAACUUGUCAGAGUUGGUGAGGCUGGACGCCGCGUACUGUGGUUUGUCUGGCGAGAUUACACCGGCGCUGGGUAAGCUGCAGAAGCUGGACACGCUGUUCCUUCAGGUGAAUGCGCUAACAGGGCCUCUGGCGCCGGAGCUGGGGAACCUGAAGAGCCUGAAAUCGAUGGAUUUGUCUAACAACAUGCUCUCUGGCGAGAUUCCGGCGAGUUUCAGCGAGCUCAAGAAUAUUACGCUGCUGAACCUGUUCAGGAACAAGCUUCAUGGAGCAAUACCGGAGUUUAUAGGGGACCUUCCGUCACUGGAAGUGGUGCAACUGUGGGAAAACAACUUCACAGGUAGCAUUCCUGACGGUUUAGGCAAGAACGGGAGACUGAACGUUGUUGAUCUUUCUUCUAACAAAUUAACCGGGACUUUGCCUCCUUAUCUCUGUUCUGGGAACACCCUUCGGACUUUGAUAACUCUCGAGAAUUUCUUGUUCGGUCCAAUACCGGAAUCGCUUGGGAGUUGUGAAUCCCUUCUUCGGAUUCGAAUGGGAGAGAACUUUCUAAAUGGGUCCAUUCCGAAAGGGCUUUUUGGACUUCCCAAACUGACCCAGGUUGAGCUUCAGGAUAAUUAUCUAUCCGGAGAGUUUCCGGAGGCGGGCUCUGUAGCUGUUAAUCUUGGUCAGAUAACUCUCUCCAACAAUCAGCUUUCUGGGUCUUUGCCUCCUUCUAUUGGCAACUUCUCCGGCGUGCAGAAGCUCCUUCUUGACGGUAACAUGUUUUCUGGUCGGAUACCUCCUCAGAUUGGGAAGUUGCAACAGCUCUCAAAGAUUGAUUUUAGUGGCAACAAGUUCUCGGGUCCUAUUUCACCUGAGAUCAGUCAGUGUAAGUUGUUGACUUUUCUGGACCUUAGCCGCAAUGAGCUUUCCGGAGAGAUCCCAAAUGAGAUUACUGGAAUGAGGAUCUUGAAUUACCUUAAUCUCUCAAGUAAUCAUUUAGUGGGUAGCAUUCCCUCUUCAAUAUCCUCGAUGCAAAGCUUAACUUCUGUUGAUUUUUCGUACAACAAUCUGUCUGGUUUGGUGCCUGGUACCGGUCAGUUCAGCUACUUCAACUACACGUCUUUCCUGGGAAACCCUGACCUCUGUGGUCCCUAUUUAGGUGCUUGCAAGGAUGGGGUUGCCAAUGGUGCACAUCAACCUCAUGCCAAAGGACUCUCGUCUUCCUUGAAGCUUCUACUUGUUGUCGGUUUGCUUUUAUGUUCCAUUGCUUUUGCUGUGGCGGCAAUAUUUAAGGCUCGAUCACUGAAGAAGGCCAGUGAGGCUCGUACAUGGAAGUUGACUGCAUUCCAACGUUUGGACUUCACUGUUGAUGAUGUUUUGCAUUGCUUGAAGGAGGAUAAUAUUAUAGGCAAAGGAGGUGCAGGCAUUGUCUACAAAGGGGCUAUGCCUAACGGGGAUCAUGUUGCCGUGAAAAGGCUUCCCGCUAUGAGUAGAGGCUCUUCCCACGACCACGGGUUCAAUGCGGAGAUUCAGACACUUGGUCGAAUCCGACACAGGCACAUUGUUAGACUGCUGGGUUUCUGUUCAAAUCACGAGACUAACCUUUUGGUCUAUGAGUACAUGCCCAAUGGAAGCUUGGGUGAGGUUCUUCAUGGAAAGAAGGGAGGUCAUUUGUAUUGGGACAUAAGGUAUAAAAUUGCCGUGGAAGCUGCCAAAGGGCUUUGCUAUCUGCACCAUGAUUGUUCUCCGCUCAUUGUUCACCGUGAUGUGAAGUCAAACAACAUCCUUCUUGAUUCUAAUCAUGAAGCCCAUGUUGCUGAUUUUGGGCUAGCCAAGUUCCUGCAAGAUUCUGGAACAUCUGAAUGCAUGUCUGCUAUUGCUGGUUCAUAUGGAUACAUAGCUCCGGAGUAUGCCUACACAUUGAAAGUUGAUGAGAAAAGCGACGUGUACAGUUUUGGCGUGGUUCUUUUAGAACUUGUAACUGGCAGGAAACCUGUUGGGGAAUUUGGUGACGGUGUAGACAUUGUGCAAUGGACAAGGAAAAUGACGGACUCUAGCAAGGAAGAAGUUCUUAAAGUUCUUGAUCCUAGGCUUUCCUCGGUUCCCCUCCACGAAGUGAUGCAUGUUUUCUAUGUAGCCAUGUUAUGUGUUGAAGAACAGGCUGUAGAGAGACCAACUAUGCGUGAAGUAGUCCAAAUGCUAACAGAGCUUCCAAAGCCACCUGGUUCUAAACAGGAGGACUUAACAGAAUCCUCUCUGACAUCAUCCAAUGCUUUAGAAUCUCCAUCCACAGCCUCUAAAGAUCAUCAGAAUCCUUCUCAAUCUCCACCAGCCGAUCUUCUUAGCAUCUGAAAUUAUAUUUAGUGUUUAAUUAUAGUUCCCUUGGUUUGUGAUAGCUUAUUCGUUUACUUUCUGUUAGUGUCUGGGUUUUUUAAAGGUUUUUGUACAGUAGGAUUGGUGGGGGUAUUUUCUUAUAAAGUCAUUGUCCUCAUCAUGCAGUACUGCUUUUAAUCUUUGUUACAGCCGUCGUUGUGCUGGCGUACGCUGGGGAGGGUUCAAGGGAUUACCCUGUUCAUUGAGGGGAUCAAUAAUAGGGAGUGUGAAAGGGACACAACGAUGCAAACUGGUUGGGGUAUUGAAACAGUGGUGAAUCCUGAGAGAAUUGCCUCAGUAUGAAUUGUGAGCCUGAGCUGUGACUGUGAGUCUAUCAAUCAGGUUUUGGAUUAGCUUAUUUGAAGAAGUUAACAUGUUUCGAGAAAAUCGGAGUGAAUCAUAAUACGUGUUUUAGCUUUA